Messenger RNA from Aquila chrysaetos chrysaetos, 3993 nucleotides. RefSeq names its product platelet and endothelial cell adhesion molecule 1 (gene PECAM1). The transcript is spliced from 15 exons. Gene Ontology annotation, molecular function: transmembrane signaling receptor activity. Lineage: Eukaryota; Metazoa; Chordata; Aves; Accipitriformes; Accipitridae. Gene Ontology annotation, biological process: cell surface receptor signaling pathway. The coding region runs from base 240 to 2426 and encodes 728 amino acids. The record is from RefSeq and is a predicted model, not a curated record.
UAAUCUGCCUGUGAGCAGCAGAUAGAUUCUCAUUGUUUGCCAUUUCCAGUUUCCAGUAAUGGGAACGAUUACUUGAUCUAGCCAGUCUCUGUUGAAGAUCUGGGAAAACUUACAAAUUUUAAUGGCAAAAUUUUAUCUGUUUCCAUAAAACAACAGCAGAAUUUUGUACCUGGUGGCAUCACCUCUAAUGAUGAAUAUUGUUUUAUUUUUGAAUUAAGUGUCUGUUCUUCAGGAACGAGAUGUAUCUUGCUCUUCUGGUGUUUUUCUUGCAGUGUUCAGAACUUUACACUCAGGAGAGAGUUUUUACUUUCAACACAGUUGAAAUCAAGGUUCAACCAUCUGUCAAAGUAAAGAAUGGAGCUCCUAUGUCAAUUGUCUGUCGUGCUGAUAUUAGCAAAAGUACUGAUUUCCAGCUGAAGCAUAAUUUUACAAUUUUUAAGGAUGGCAAGCUUGUGUUCAUGACUGUAUCAAACAAAGGAGAUGCACAGUAUGAAAUACCUAUGGCUAGAUCUUCAGAUACAGGAGAGUAUGAAUGUACUGUGGAAGCAGGUGGAAAGACAAAAUCUAGUAACUCCUUACACGUUUGGGUAACAGGAAUGACCAAGCCAAUCCUGACUGCUGAGAAAAAAGAAGUUUUAGAGGGUGAAGUUGUGAAAUUACGUUGUGAGCUGCCAGAAGAAGUACCUCCUUUACAUUUUCUUUUCCGGAAGAUAAAGAUGAAUUCAACACCUAAAGAAAAACUUGUAUUUGAACCAUACAGAAAUUUUUCUGUAGUGGAAUUUUCUGUUGAAGAGGGAGAUAAUAUUUUACAAUUUGAUUGCUUUGGUAGGAGAAACGUAAAACUCGAAUUUGAAAGCUCAGAAUACAGCAACAAAACACUUGUUACAGUCAGGGAACCAUUUAUAAAGCCCACUCUGAAUGCCAAGCCCUCAAGUAAUAUUACAGAAGGAGACAGAAUACAGUUUGAAUGCUCAACUGUGGUAGCCCGAAUGCAUGACAUUGAAAUCAUACUCCAGAAAAACAGAACAAUACUGAACAGUAUUGUGUACAAGUAUGUACACGAGUACAGUGUACAAGAUGAGAAACUUUUGAAAUACUCGGCAGUAGCUACUCUAGAGGACAGUGGUGAAUACCUGUGUAAGGUGGAGCAAGGGAGAGCAUCUAAAACCACCAAACUGAAUGUUGUUGUGUCAGAGUUAUUCCCCAAGCCAAUAUUGGCUGCUUCAAUGAGUAAGCUGGAUGAAAAUAAAGAAUUAACUUUGAGCUGCAGCAUCAGUGGUUUUCGGAAAGCUAACUUCUCUAUAUUACGGAAAAAUCCAAAUGGAGACAUCUGGUUGAAAAAUUCUAGAAACUUAACAAUGCGAGUUAAUGUGAAUGAUACUGGAUCCUACAUCUGUAAAGCUGAAGUAAAAGGAAUAGUCAAGCAGAGCAGACCUGUAAGGAUAAAUGUGUAUGCUCCAGUCUCCAAGCCAACUCUUUCCGUUGUCAGUGGUUUACCGGAGGUGGUGUUAGGGAAGCCUCUACGGUUAAUUUGUCGCUCAGUGAUGGGAACACCGCCAAUAACAUUCACAUUCUACAAAGGAAAUAAUGAAGUUAAGAAAGUAGUCAUUAAUGAUACAUAUGCUACGUUCUUGGAUGAAAAUAUUAGACCAAAUGACAAAAGAGGAUACAAAUGUGAUGCUAGAAAUAAUCACUCCAGUGGUAUGAAAACUAGCAAUAUUCUAAACAUCACAGUAAUAGUACCAAUCAGGAAUGCCAGCUUGGGCAGUAUUCCAUAUGGAGAAGUGGAGGAUGGCAGUGAGACUGCCUUUCUCUGCUCUGUGAAAGAAGGAUCUUGGCCAAUCCACUUCAGGAUUUUUAGAAAAACUGAUCGUGAUGUCCUUCUAUUUGAAAAAAGUGAAAAUGCAGACAGAGUUGUGUGGCGCAAGGAAGCAAUGAACAGGCAGGACACGGGGACGUAUUACUGCAUGGCUUCUAAUCGAGCUAAUGUGGAUGUGAAAAGCCAUCCAAUAACCAUCAGUGUCAUCUUAGCGGCUUGGCAGAAAGGAAUCAUUGCUGCAUUUGUCCUAAUACCUAUCGCAGGAGCAGCAACUCUCACUUUAUGGUGGUUUUUGUGUAAGAAGAAAAAGGCUAAAGGACCAUCCAUGGAGAUGUCUGGUUCUGCCUUGGCUACAAACUUGACAAGUGAAAAACUGACAAGACAGCAUAAUGAUGGAGAUUACUAUACAGGAUCAAGUUACAUUGAAGAUAGUGAAAAUCACAUGAAAUCAACAGAUGAGAGUAACGGAGCUUUUCAUAAGGCAAACAGAAAAAGAAAAAAAGAAAAAAAAAAAAAAAGAAAAGAAAUUGAUUCUGUGCCAAUACAUUUUCCAGCUCCUGAACAGAAGGGGACUGAAACAGUUUAUAGUGAAAUCAGAAAAAGCUAAUAAUGAUUCUGUGGAAAACAGGCAUUCUAGAAUACAAGGGCAUCCUGAUGCUACUUAGAACAGUCAUCUCAAAGAUCAGCUGGGAGAAGAAAAGAAGCCAAGAUGGAAGAUGUUGCAAAUCUUUCAAAAGCUCUGCAGCACUUAUUUAUGAGUUUGCCAGGCUUUUCUUUUCAAAGUUUAUUUCCUUAGGGGGAACAAUAGAGAUGUUCCUAAAGCAUUUAAUGGAAAAAAUUACAAAUAAAAAUUCUCAUAGGAAAGUGGCUCUAGAAACCAGACCUAGGUUCUCAUCUUUAAUUUCUCCUGCUAAUGCAAUUUUGCCUUUCUAGCCUCCAUCAUGCUCUGAGGAAAUAAAAGGGGAAGCUACAGCUGAGGAAGUACAUUUCUACAGUGCAGUAACUACUGUGAUGCCAGUAGGAUGUAGAAAUGUCUAAGCUUGCUUUAAACUAGCUAACUUGGUUAUGAAUAACACUCUACUGUGGCAGAACAGAGCUCAGCACAGCUUGGCCAGCCAUGAAUGUACUUUGACGUGAUCUUGCAGCUUGUGCUGAGCUCCCUGUGCUGCAGCAGCUGGACUGCUACCAGUCUUGGAGCCAGCUAAUUUAUAGCUCAUUUGGAUGCUACACUGCAAUGAGGGCCUAACGGAAGAGCGAGCUCUGGGCUCUCUAGAAACUUGAAUAACUGUUCGGAGAUUCAGUACUUUACCAAGUGCUUCUAUCAGUAGAGGCACAAAUAUUCUUUAUUCUUUGCUAAAUUGCUUUUCCCCUUUAAAAGUUCUGAUGCUUGUUGGUUAGUUUGGUGUGGUGGUUCUUCAAGGAAUGAUUUUGGAUGAUGCAAAAUACAGGUCUUGAGUGGGUGGAUAUACUGCACCAAAGUCAGUGAGUUUGUACCUGAAAAUCCUGUUACGUAUAAUCCUUAUUCCUUUGAUUUUAGGAGAGAUCUGAAGUCGUACUUGUGUCCAGUUUGUCCAGUAUGGAACUCCAUAGCUAUCCAUUUUCUCUCUAGUAUGAUAAACCACUAACAUGGAUCCAGUUUGGACCUGGAUCUAAUCUUUGCAGCCCGCAUUUAUCUCAGUUGCAUUAGUUUAAAAAAAGAACACAAAACAAAACAGAAAAAGUACUGUCCCCAACCCCUUAACCAGCUGGUCUUUGACACUGCAAUUACUCUCCUUUUCUUACUGCAGAUUAAAUUACUACAAGAUCUGGGCCACAGGUAAGAAGGUUCUCAUUUUAAUUAGAAAACAGUGAAAGAGAGGACAUGGAUUUGUAUAUACAUAUAUAGUUACUGCUUUAAGCAUUACAUCAAAGGUGCAAAACCAGCAAGAAAUACAAAAGGGUUUUAUAUCCUCAUUCCAAAUGUUUAAAUUUUCAAGCUCCAGUUACUGGCCAAUAUCUCUAAUUUAUUGUUCCCUAUGCAAAUGUUGUUUGUAUCAUAAGCCUUUCACAAAUGACUGACUUCAUAGCACUCUUCUGUUGACAAAUGUUCUUUCCAGCAUCCCAGGAGCGUCCAUAAAAUGCAUUAGUAUAAGGAAUGUGAAAAGGUAUUUUAAUAAAGAAAACUCUGAAUUGAA